Messenger RNA from Musa acuminata subsp. malaccensis (wild Malaysian banana), 888 nucleotides. Its product is annotated as large ribosomal subunit protein uL5. Gene Ontology annotation, cellular component: cytosolic large ribosomal subunit; ribosome. NCBI's taxonomy places the organism in Eukaryota, Viridiplantae, Streptophyta, Magnoliopsida, Zingiberales, Musaceae. The record is from RefSeq and is a predicted model, not a curated record. Gene Ontology annotation, biological process: translation. Gene Ontology annotation, molecular function: structural constituent of ribosome; RNA binding.
CAUUUAGACUUUCCUCCCCUCCCCGUCGCUACUCUGCCCGAGACUCCAAACUUGCCUUCCGACCCUCGCCGAUCUCCCGCCAUGGCUUCCGAGAAGAAGCUGUCGAACCCGAUGAGGGAGAUCAAGGUCCAGAAGCUCGUCCUUAACAUAUCCGUCGGUGAGAGCGGUGACCGCCUUACAAGGGCCGCCAAGGUCUUGGAGCAGCUAAGCGGGCAGACACCGGUGUUCUCAAAGGCACGAUACACUGUGAGGUCCUUUGGGAUCAGGCGUAACGAAAAGAUUGCUUGCUAUGUCACGGUCAGGGGUGACAAGGCGAUGCAGCUCCUGGAGAGUGGACUGAAGGUGAAGGAGUACGAGCUGCUGAGGAGAAACUUCAGCGAUACUGGCUGUUUUGGUUUUGGUAUACAGGAGCAUAUCGAUCUUGGAAUCAAGUAUGAUCCCUCGACCGGUAUCUACGGGAUGGAUUUCUUUGUGGUCUUGGAACGCGCAGGUUACCGGGUAGCUCGUCGUCGCCGAUGCAAGUCACGUGUAGGAAUUCAGCAUAGGGUUACCAAGGAGGACGCAAUGAAGUGGUUCCAGGUCAAGUAUGAGGGUGUCAUCCUCAACAAGUCCCAGACAACCACUGGUUAAGAUUCAUGAUAGCCCAGAACAUUAUCUUUGAUCUUGCCUUUGCCAGCAGAGUUUAGUGGUUCCAUCGAACUCAAUUGCUUUUACAAUUUGCAAUCUCUACUCGAGUAUUUUGAUCCUGAAGGAGUUGGCAAACUUCAUUUUAGUUCAGUAAUUAAUGGAAUUGCUUCAAGUCUGUAAUCUUACUAUAUCAAACUGGAAUGUUAGCGUGGUCAGUAAUUAUUGGCUUGAUUGAAAGUUGCUAAAACCAAUAAGUGUCAA